CUUCAUGCGAUUUGUUGAAUUAGUGCCUGUGAGCCACAAAGGAGCUGUUCCCCAAGUCCCUCCUGUCCAUUCUCUGAAAAUAUUGAAGGAUGGACUGGGUUGAACUCGAACUUUGUUCCCACAGAGCCCAUCUAUUCAUGGUGAAGUCAUUUACUGAGCAUAUUUCAAUAGAUAACUUUCCCCAAAGGCUUUAGCAUGAAGAUCUAUUCUCCGUAAUUUCCUGGGACAAGAGGAAGGAAAUCUGCCUGGGGAACCUGCAGGUGUACAACUUCCCGCUUCACCCCCUCCCGCACCACAGAGGUCUCAGGGGUGCUGGGUCUGAUGUCUGGUACCCACCGCUACUGAAAACAGCUCUGGGGGAGCUUUACAGGCCCCAGGAGAGAACUAGUUAAAGAUGCCCUGUCAUGGGCCUUAGGGCAGACUUUUUCAGGGGAGGUAAGAGGUGGUGUGUUGGGUUUGGGGUUACAACUGGGCAGUAUGUGCUUUCAUUGCUGUAGGAGCGUAUGGAUGUCUUUGGAAGGGCAGACACAUGAAGACAGAAUAAAACCCCUCACAGUGUGGUCUCCAUGUAGGAGCUCAUUGUUCCUGACUCUCCUGUGACCAAGGACAGGAGGGGUGGCCUUUUCCUAAUUUUCAGGUCCUCCUGACUGUGAGUGUGAGCUGAGCUGAUUAACAGGCUGUGCGAUCUCCUUUGAAGGCACAUUCUGUGACUCCUCAACAUACUGUCACCUGAGGAAACAAUCCAGACCCCCGAUCAGGACCAGGACCAAAUGGCUGCUUCUCAGGGACCGUUGACCUUCAGGGAUGUGGCCAUAGAUUUCUCUCAGGAGGAGUGGGAAUGCCUGGACCCAGGUCAGCGGAAGUUGUACAUGGAUGUGAUGUUGGAGAACUACAGCAACCUGGCUUCCCUGGCUCUUUCAUGUAAAGAUAACCAUGCCUUUAUGCCAAAGCCCGGAAUACAAGAUUUAUUCUCUGAAAUAAUACUGGGACCGCUGACCUUCAGGGAUGUGGCCAUAGAUUUCUCUCAGGAGGAGUGGGAAUGCCUGGACCCAGCUCAGCAGAAAUUGUACCUGGAUGUGAUGUUGGAGAACUACAGCAACCUGGUCUCCGUGGCUAUGUCAUCUGAAGAUGACCAGGCCUUUAUGCCAAAUACCGGAAUACAAGAUUUAUUCUCUGAAAUGAUAUUGAGUACACAUAAUGGAGACAGAAGUUAUCAAUGGAAUGAACAUUGGAAAAAUUUUAAGCGAGAGUCAUAUCUUAAUCAUUGGAGAAGCGAACUUGCAGAGGACCAUUAUGAAAGUGGAAGAGUCUGUGACCCAAGGUCCAAUCACAAAAUACAUGAGGUUAUUCCUAUUGUGGAGAAGACACACAAAGGAAGUCAAUUUGUCCUGUCUUUUUAUCAGUCAUCAAAUUACACUGAAGAAGAGAAUAUUCAUACUAGGAAAGAAGCUUACAAAUGGAAUCAUUGCGAUAUAAUCUCCAGUCAAAUAGUCAAUACAAAUAAAGUGGAAAAAAUUCGUAGUGGAAAAAAAACUUAUAAAUGUAAAGAUUCUAGUAAAACAUCUAAUUGGCCUUCAGGUUGUAUGGUACAUCAGAAAAUUCAUACUGGACUGAAGCCUUACCAAUGUAAAGCAUGUGGCAAGGCCUUUAGAUGUCAUUCAUCUCUUAUUGUACAUAAGGGAAGAAUUCAUGCUAAUGCAAAAUUUUACAAACUCAGGGAAAAUGGAAAAGCCGUUAGUCAGUCCUCAGGACAUACUCAACAUCAUAGAAAUCACAUGGGAGAAAAGUUUUAUAAAUGUUCAGAAUGUGACAAAACUUUUAGCUGGCCCUCAAGACUUAGUAUUCAUCAGAGAGUUCAUAGUGGAGAGAAGCCGUAUAAAUGUAGAGAAUGUGGCAAAGUCUUUAGACUGUUCUCACACCUUACUACGCAUCAGAGAGUUCAUAGUGAAGAGAAGCCUUAUAAUUGUGGAGAAUGUAGCAAAGCCUUUAGCCAUCCCUCUGCUCUUAAUAGACAUCAGAGAAUUCAUACAGGAGAGAAGCCUUAUAAAUGUAAAGAAUGUGGCAAAGCCUUCACUGCUUUAUCAACCCUUACUAACCAUCAGAGAGUUCACACAGGAGAGAAGCCGUAUAAAUGUAGAGAAUGUGGCAAAGCCUUUGGACAGUUCUCACACCUUACUACUCAUCAGAGAGUUCAUACUGGAGAGAAGCCUUAUAAUUGUGGAGAAUGUGGCAAAGCCUUUAGCGAUUCCUCCGCUCUUAAUAGACAUCAGAGAGUUCACACAGGAGAGAAGCCUUAUAAAUGUAAAGAAUGUGGCAAAGCCUUUAGACAGAUCUCACACCUUACUAUGCAUCAGAGAGUUCAUAGUGAAGAGAAGCCUUACAAAUGUAGAGAAUGUGGCAAAGCCUUUAGCGAUCCCUCUGCUCUUAAUAGACAUCAGAGAAUUCAUACAGGAGAGAAGCCUUAUAAAUGUAAAGAAUGUGGCAAAGCCUUCACUGAUUUAUCAACCCUUACUAACCAUCAGAGAGUUCACACAGGAGAGAAGCCGUAUAAAUGUAGAGAAUGUGGCAAAGCCUUUAGCGAUCCCUCUGCUCUUAAUAGACAUCAGAGAAUUCAUACAGGAGAGAAGCCUUAUAAAUGUAAAGAAUGUGGCAAAGCCUUCACUGAUUUAUCAACCCUUACUAACCAUCAGAGAGUUCACACAGGAGAGAAGCCGUAUAAAUGUAGAGAAUGUGGCAAAGCCUUCAGCGAAACUUCAUCCCGUUCUAAGCAUCACAGAGUUCAUACAGGAGAGAAGCCUUACAAAUGUAGUGACUGUGGCAAAGCCUUUAGACGGCGCUCACACCUUACUAGGCAUCAGAGAGUUCAUACUGGAGAGAAGCCUUAUAAAUGUAUAGAAUGUGGCAAAGCCUUUAGACAGAUCUCACACCUUACUACGCAUCAGAGAGUUCAUACUGGAGAGAAGCCUUAUAAUUGUGGAGAAUCUGGCAAAGCCUUUAAGCAAUUCUCCGCUCUUAAUAGACAUCAGAGAGUUCAUACUGGAGAGAAGCCUUAUAAAUGUAGAGAAUGUGGCAAAGCCUUUAGCGAGUCCGCAUCUCUUAAUCAACAUCAGAUAGUUCUUACUGGUGAUAAGUCUUUCAAAUGUAGAGAAUGUGACAAAGGAUUCAGUUUGGCUUUAUCCCUUAGUCACCAUCAGAGAAUUCAUACUGGAGAAAAGCCUUAUAAAUGUGAUGAAUGUGGCAAAGCCUUUACCCAUUACUCAUCCCUUAAUCGUCAUCACAGUAUUCAUACUGGAGAGAAGCCUUAUAAAUGUACAGAAUGUGGCAAAGCCUUUAGACGGUUCUCACACCUCACUACACAUCAGAGAAUUCAUACUGGCGAGAAGCCUUAUAAGUGUAAUGAAUGUGGCAAAGACGUUCAUGAUAUCUCAUACUUUGCUAAGCAUCAGAGAAUUCAUACUGGACAGAAGCCUUAUAAAUGUAAUGAAUGUGGCAAAGCUUUUACCUGUUACUCAUCCCGUAAGCGUCAUCAGAGAAUUCAUACUGGCAAGAAAACUUACAUAUGCAGAGACUGUGGAAAAUGCUUUGGCACCUCUUCUUCCCUUACUUCUCAUCAGAGAGUUCACACUGGAGAGAAGCCUCAUAAAUGUAAAGAAUGUGGCAAAUCCUUUGGAAGCUCCUCAGAACUUACUAAGCAUCAGAGAGUUCACAGUGGAGAGAAGCCUUAUACAUGUAGACAAUGUGGCAAAUCCUACUACCUCAUCAAAGUGACAUACCACCAGAGAGUUCAUACUGGAGAGAAGCCUUAUAAAUGUAACGAAUGUGGCAAAGCCUUUAGCCAGUCCUCAUCCCUUACUUCUCAUCAGGGAAUUCACACUGGAGAAAAGCCUUAUAAAUGUAGAGAAUGUGGCAAAGCCUUUAGCCAGUCCUCAUCCUUUAAUUUUCAUCAGAGAGUUCACCAAAGAGUGUAGCCUUAUAAAUGUUGAGAAUGUAACAGCAUUUUCUCAGAGUUCCUGCCUUAUUGUACAGCAGAGUUCAUACUUGAUAGAAGUCUUACAGAUGUGUGGAGUGUUGUAAGUCCUUGACCAGCUGUGAGAACUUACUGAACAUCACAGAAUGAUACUUGGACAAAGCCUUAUGAAUGUGAAAAACGUAGACCAAAACUUUAGAAGGCAUUCAUCUCUUAUUGUACCUGAGAGACUUUAUACUAAAGAAAGUCAUUACAAAUGUAUACUUUGGGCUGCAGCCUUUACCCACUGCUAAAAAUUUACUGAACAUCAGAGAUUUUACAAUGGUGGAAAGCCUUAUACUAUUGAAAAUGUGAGAAAGCCUGUGGUCUAACCUACUCAACAUUUUAGGAAUCAUUCUAAAGAAACACAGCAGUAAUUUAAGUUUUCAUUUAAGGAUCUAGGCUUCAAUGGUUGAAGCUACAUUGAGAAUGAUAAAACAAGGUCUUACAAAUUAUCAGGCAUAUCUCAAAGUGUAUAUCCUCAUUUAUAUCUCAUACAACAUAUCAUUAUUACUGGAUUGAAGUCCAGCAGAUAUAAAGAAUGUGACAAAGCUUACUCACUGUGCAAACCUUACCUGACAUGAGAAUUCAUACUGGGGAGAAACAAUACAAAUUUAAACAGUGUCCUAAAGUUUUUCAUCAGCAUCUGUAGCUUAUUCCUCACAUUGGUAUUUAUUCUAGGGGGAAACCUUAAAACUAAAGAAUGGGAAAUCAUAUAGUUGGACCUACAGCCCCAGUCUUAUCAGGGAUUGCAAUUGGGUGGAAAUUCUACAUUCAUGAUAUAGGAGGAAGGACUUUUGUUUAAAAUGUACAGUUUAUAAAACUCCAAGUAACUUAUGCCUUAACAGAUUUUAAAGAUAUAAAAACGUUAUCCAAGUAUGUAAUUGAUUAUGAAUUUUAAAGCAUCAAUGAAUUCACACUGGAUAGCUAGCCAAAAUGCCUUUCAGGAAUUGCUCUAAAUUAGUACACCCAGUGUAUUUUAAACUUUAAAUGUAGCUAGUAAAUAUUGGUAUACUUGAAUAUAUCAAAGGAAUUGAUGUUUCCAUAUGUACAGUUACUUAGAGUGUUAUUUAUAUUGAAAUCAUUUGAAGUAUUUUGAAAAGGAAAUAUUAUUGUGAUUCUGUUCCCAUAUCACUUGGUGCUGCUGUGUUUUAUUCCUGGUGUAUGUGUGAAAUUAUGGGGUUGAUUGUUUCUGCCUUAAAGAUCUGUGAGCUGUUGUAUACUAUAUGGACUUUACUUGUGUACUUUCCCAUGGAAUAUUGUGUACAUGGUAAGGGACACUAUUUUCUUCUAUUAGAGAAUAAUCCUAUUGAAUAAAUCUUUUAAAAUAGUUCUCGAGUUUUGUAAAUUAUGUCUUCAAAGUUACUUCCUUUUCUGUGCCACUGUGUUGAGCUGAAAACUUUUUGAGAGCAUGUCAAUUUGUGGUUGUGACAUUUAGGUGGCCAGACCUACCUUCAGGACAGUGCUGUCUGUGUAAUAGAUUUUCCAUAAUUAAGAGGUAUAUUGCAAUACCAGUGACGUUGUUGUACCCAGGAUGCAGAAUCAGCAUGAACUCUGAACGUGGAGAGAGGACAUCUUUCUCAGGCUGCAUUGCUAACUGAACUCAGAAAAAUUAAUUCUAUUUCUUUCAUUUCUCAUUCCCAGUUCCUCUGGUUUUUCACUUUGUCUUCUAAGCUGCCAUUCCUUUGGCAGUGGUGGAACUACAGCAUGUAAAGCUUCCUGUCCCUCAUCAGCCUUUCAAGCCUCUGUAUCUUCCACUCAGUAGUUUGGAAUUUACAAUGCAGUGACUGACAUCAGAAUGUGGCAAAUAUUUUGCUUUAUAUUCAUGAAGUAGGUAGCCCACGUUUGGGGUUCUCAUGCUGACACCUAUAGUUUUUAAUAUGAAUAUGAAGCUUUGGAAUACCACAAAUUGGCAUCUGUGUACUUUGUAAUUGGAAUGAUUUUUCUUGUCCUGAUUUUCAUUGGAAACCUUAAGAAUUUCUCAUUGUUAUCCCGUUAACUUUUUUU
Molecule: messenger RNA, 6013 nt
Organism: Myotis brandtii (Brandt's bat)
Lineage: Eukaryota; Metazoa; Chordata; Mammalia; Chiroptera; Vespertilionidae
Product: zinc finger protein 91
Biological process (GO): regulation of transcription by RNA polymerase II
Cellular component (GO): nucleus
Molecular function (GO): DNA-binding transcription factor activity, RNA polymerase II-specific; RNA polymerase II transcription regulatory region sequence-specific DNA binding
Source: RefSeq, a predicted model, not a curated record